AGCUUGGAUUUGCUGAGCAAAGAAGAAAACACAAGACAACAGAUAAAAGAAACCUGUCAUGGACGUCCGGGAAAUUUUCUAACAGUGCGAAGACUUCGCGCGUUCCACUUUCGAUUUGUAAGUUUUACAACAACGAAGGAACUUGCAAACGAGGCCAAUCAUGUGACUACUUACACGUAUGUAAAUACUUUAUAAAUAAUGAUUGUAAGUUUGGAAAUGGCUGUAUGCGGUCACAUAAUGUCCUAGACGUGCAACCAAGGUCAAUCCUCACAAAAUACGGAAUAGUUCCUGAUUAUUACGAUAGCAGAGACCAUUUUGAUAGAGGGGAAGCAACACGAUUGGUAAAGGAAAAGCUUGACAGUCAGGAUGCAAAACCGCAAAUCGAUAUAUCAAGGAAAAUGUAUUCGGAAGAAACUCAAAAUGCAAAGGUACGACCAUUUUUAACGCAUGGAAAAUCUAUUUUUAACAUCGUUUCUGACAUUGGGAAUACGUCCGACAUGGAUAGUGGGGACAGUAUGGAUAACAAUAACAAAUCUAUAAUUUCCUCAAUAUCGAAAUCUUUUAACGGAACAUCAAAGCAUGACACAGAUGAACCCCAUCAGACAUUUACUGAAGAAGAUUAUAUUCCUCUCGAACGUAAACCAGUUGUUGAGUCUAAGACUGCACCUGUCAUAAAAAAGAAAAGACUUAAACAGAAAAGGAAAUCUAAAUUGCAAACACAUAUUGACAUUAAACAAGACUCGACAUUGGCUAAGAUACAAGACAAUGUUAAAGUUCUUGGCCAAUUCCAGGCUAAAAUCACGGUUGAAAUUUCAGGCCAGUCCGGGAAGUUUCAAGUACGAAAAGAUAAUGAUCACUGGGAGAUUUCUACCAUAAGUGGUGAAUGGUCAAAUUUACCUGAAGAUAGUAACAGAGAGAUGGAAGAUGUGUAUUGCAAAGUUAUUGAGAUCAAGGAUAAAGUUGAUGGACAGAUGAAAGAACAAAAGCUAUAGAUAUUGAAGGUAACUGUCUAGAUAGAAGAGUUUAACAAAGAAGGAGACACCUACCGGGGUAUAAUAACUACUUGUACAUAAAAUGAACUACGAAAAAAAAUGACAGUAUGAUAGCGCAUUUUUGUGUGUGAUUUUUUAGGGGUGGUGACAGAAUUUUGAAUCAUUUCUACGUUUUAUUUUGUAAUUGUUAGUUCUGCACAUCUUCAUUUCGUUUAUCAUUGGCAUAAAUAUUUUAUUCUUUAUCUAAUAAGAAAAAAUGAACAUGAAAAGUUUUAUCCGACCAAACAACAAGAAUAUCAAGUAUAAUAAAGAAAUUCAAUGGAUUGGGUAACUCUAACAAUGGUGAAUACCUCUUAAUUUGCAUUGUACAGUGGAUAUUUGGCACACUUUGCGUUUUAAACCGAUUACAGAACAGAAAUAUUCGUACAUACAAUUGCAAUUAACAAACUAACGGUAUAUUCUUUUGUUGAUACUAUAUGCUGCAGUGAGAUAAAUUUAUAUAGAAAACUAAACGGUAUUAUAUAAUACAACAAAAAUAAUUUAUGAACACAAAAUAGUUGCAUAAAUUCGCAAACAAUAUAUAUUAAACACAUCUUCGCGUUUGUUACUCCGGUUUCAUUGAGGAAUCAUGACGUUUAUAUUGUUUCUAUUAUUUGUCAAGUCUUUCUAUUAACUAUUAAUAUAUGUUUUUAUUUAAACAAAGUGACGAGUUGCUAACGAUUUAACAUUCAUCUCAAUUCAAGCCACACUUAUAUGGGAAUCUCUUAGAAUUCAAUAUAUACUCGUGAAAUGUUUAGACUUUGAGGAUAUGAAGCAGAACAUUUUCAAAACAGCUCAUACACAAUAGUGAAUGUUGAAUCAAAUUCUAAAGAAAAGUGCUUUUGAAAAAGACCGGUUAUUGAAGAAAAAAAGAGGACUACAACGGAGA
This is a messenger RNA of Ruditapes philippinarum (Manila clam), 1920 nucleotides long. RefSeq lists its product as uncharacterized. The transcript has 3 exons. The record is from RefSeq and is a predicted model, not a curated record. NCBI's taxonomy places the organism in Eukaryota, Metazoa, Mollusca, Bivalvia, Venerida, Veneridae. Bases 225 to 992 code for a protein of 255 amino acids.